Messenger RNA from Perkinsus marinus ATCC 50983, 390 nucleotides. RefSeq names its product U3 small nucleolar ribonucleoprotein IMP3, putative. Gene Ontology annotation, cellular component: small-subunit processome; Mpp10 complex; small ribosomal subunit. The record is from RefSeq and is a predicted model, not a curated record. Lineage: Eukaryota; Perkinsozoa; Perkinsida; Perkinsidae. The transcript is spliced from 3 exons. Gene Ontology annotation, molecular function: snoRNA binding; structural constituent of ribosome; rRNA binding. Gene Ontology annotation, biological process: rRNA processing. The annotation marks the transcript as partial.
AUGCGACAAUUAAAGCCUCAUGAGCAGAAGCUGCUCCGUAAGGUGAACUUGUAUCAGUGGAAGAGAGAUGAUAACAACGUCCGCGAGGCAAAGAUCAUCCGGAAAUAUGGCAUCCAAGACAGAGAGGAUUACACAAGAUACAAUAAGCUGUCGGGAUUGGUCACGAAAGUUGUAGCGCAGUUGAGGAAACUGCCUGCUAGCGAUGAGGAACGUAUCAAGAUGACCGAGGUCCUUCUUGAUAAACUAUACACCAUGGGAGUAAUUCCCACCGCGUCGUCGCUGGACAAGUGCGUUGAGCUCUCAGCCUCGUCUUUCGCUCGGAGGCGGCUCUCAGUUGUUGUAACGCGGAAUCACUUUACUGAGCAAGUAGGAUUCGAUGGUAGUAUACUU